AUGCAAGCAAACGCCCAUCUGGCGUGCUCCAUACUCCGUGCAACCGUAAACGACGUGGUCUACAAGAACUAUGGUCAGCCGGACUAUAACCAAGCAUUCACCAGUUUUAUACCACAAGAUCUCCUGGAUGCUAUUGGCAAAAAUGCCGAACUCGAGCGGCGGAAGUUUGCGACUUUGCCGGAAUAUAACAAGUGA
Gregarina niphandrodes is the source of this 195-nucleotide messenger RNA. RefSeq lists its product as hypothetical. The transcript is spliced from 2 exons. The coding region runs from base 1 to 195 and encodes 64 amino acids. Lineage: Eukaryota; Apicomplexa; Conoidasida; Eugregarinorida; Gregarinidae. The record is from RefSeq and is a predicted model, not a curated record.